This is a messenger RNA of Gossypium arboreum, 1535 nucleotides long. RefSeq lists its product as uncharacterized. Lineage: Eukaryota; Viridiplantae; Streptophyta; Magnoliopsida; Malvales; Malvaceae. The record is from RefSeq and is a predicted model, not a curated record. The transcript has a single exon. Bases 401 to 1306 code for a protein of 301 amino acids.
AUUUGCAGUUUUACGAAGAAGCAGGGCGGCAAGACAAAACUCAAGUGCCCCCCCUUGAUACAUUUGGUAACAAGAACCAACACCUACCAUAAAUCCCAUCUCCUACUAACACCAUAUUUAUUAAUGAAGCUAGUUAUAUAGACAGAGAUAGAUACCAAAUACGAAGAACAACCCAACAUUUACUCUUCUUUUCUCUUACGUGAAACCCCAAACACCAAGCUUUCUCUCUCUGUUUCACUAACACUGAGAAAAGGACACUGUUUUCCCUUUUUUUAUUUCUUCAUCAGGUACCUUCCUUCGUUUUACAGCAACAGCCCACUCAUGCAAUCAACAUUUUCUCUUUAUAGAUGAUAUCACAGAAGACAAGUUAAUAAGCUAAGGGUAUUUCGUUUUUAAGUAAAUGAGGUGUAAGGAACAUUUAACUGACCUCAGUAGCAGCGUCGGCGUCUGCGCCACUUGUCUCCGGGAGCGUCUUCUUGCGGUCGUCGCCGCUCAGGCUCAGGCUCAAUUAGCACGCUCUGCUGAGAGUCGUCGGAAACCUGACCCGCCGCCGUUGGUUUUCCCUCGGUCCGUUUCUCCUUACGUCAGUCGACGGAAAUUUGACGACUACGGUGACAAUUGGAUCCACCACCAGCGAUUCUACAGCACUCCUCAGGUGGGUCCUACCUACGGAGCCACGACCAACGGGGAUUUCGAAGCGGCCCGAUCAUUCACGAAGAAAAACAGGGUCUCGCUUUUUUCGAAUCUGUUCAGGUCGAGAUCCGAGAAAUUUAAUUCGGAUCCUAACGUUCGUUAUCGUCGGGACUUGUCAGAUGAACCGUCCUCGUCCUCGUCAUCUCCGUCUUGGUUCUCGGCAUUCUUUGCUGUUCGUCGAAAAAAGCAGCAAUUUUCGAGAGCAACUCAUGUAGAAGAAUUCGGCCAAUUCGGUACCGGGGAUAGGAAAUCAUACAGGAUCACAGAUAGAGGAAUGUCGCCGGUGAUUGUAGCAGAUACGGGAGAUGGGUGUCAUCGAUUACCAUCGGGACUCUCGCCAGAAGCUUCCCCACGGUGGAAGAGGACACCGACGGCGGCGAGGAGCGGGGUAAAGAACGUAUCGGGAUUAGCUUUUUGCAUGAGCCCGCUGGUGAGGGCGAGUCCGAACCGGCACUGGAACCAGAAGAGCGGUUUGCCGCCUGACAUAUCAUUUACCGGCGAUGGUAGGCCGACAAUGAAACCCCAGCUAGCCACCGCAGCGGGGUUUUCCGCUAAUAGGUCGAGGAAGCUUGCUGAUAUGGGCACAGUCAAUUACAACCGUUUAGCGCGGUAAAUCGUUGACAUUUCACUGCAGAUAUUGUGAAAGUUAUAAAAUUAUCGCUUUUUACUUUUUAUCAAAUCUGGUCAAAAAGGGAACGUUACGGUUUUGGCAAGCUGCUUUUCUGCAGUUUUAUGCUGCGAUUUGUAAUCGUCAGUACUAAGUGUGAUUUUGUUUCCUUAAAAUGAGAAAGAAAAGGAAAAUAUGUCUACCAUAUCUAGUAAUAAGUCUAAUUAAAUCUUUA